Lasiodiplodia theobromae is the source of this 1404-nucleotide messenger RNA. Its product is annotated as 6-hydroxy-d-nicotine oxidase. NCBI's taxonomy places the organism in Eukaryota, Fungi, Ascomycota, Dothideomycetes, Botryosphaeriales, Botryosphaeriaceae. The record is from RefSeq and is a predicted model, not a curated record. The transcript is spliced from 3 exons. Gene Ontology annotation, molecular function: oxidoreductase activity; FAD binding. Bases 1 to 1404 code for a protein of 467 amino acids.
AUGGGAUCUUACGAUCUGGUCAGCGAGCUCCGCACUGCGCUCAAGGAUGUUGAAGUUGUCACUCCGCAGUCGCCAAACUACAAGAAGAGCAUCGAGCGGUGGUCGGAUGCAUCGGUCAAGGAAGCGGCAAUCGUCGUCUACCCCACGACAGCAGAAGAAGUCUCGACGACACUGAAGCUCGCCACCAAGCACGGCAUGCCGCUGGUCGUUUGCGGCGGGCAGCACUCGACCAGCGGCGACUCGUCCAUCAAAGACGGCCUGGUCCUCGACCUGGCCAAAAUGCGCAAAACCACCGUCGACCCCGUCGCCAAAACCAUCACGGCCGAGGGCGGCUGCAACUGGAAAGAGGUCGACGAGGCCGGGGCGCCGCACGGCCUCGCCACCGUCGGCGGCACCGUCAACCACACGGGCAUCGGCGGGCUGACGCUGGGCGGCGGCUUCGGCUUCCUGUCGGGCCUGUACGGGCUGACGGUCGACAACCUGCUGGCCGUCGAAUUCGUCCUCGCCGACGGCUCCGUCGUCACGGCUUCGGAGACGUCGCAUCCGGACCUCUUCUGGGCCGCGCGCGGCGCGGGGGCUAGCUUCGGCGUCGCGACGGCGUUUACGUUCCGCGCGUACGAGAUCGCGCACCCCGUCUUCAUGGGUAUGCUGGUGUGGCCGAAGGCCUUCGCGCCGACGCUCGUCGAGUUCAUCAACGGCAGCUGCGUCGCGCCGGGAACGGACGGCAAGACGGUCAUCCACGCCGCGCUGAUGGCCCCGCCGGAUCUGCCGCCGGGGGAGAUUGCCGUCGGCGCCGUCGUGUUCCACUGCGGGCCAGAGGCGGAGGCGCGCAAAGUGCUGAAGCCGCUGCUCGACGCGAACCCGCUGGUCAAUACGACCGGCGAGAUGCCGUAUGCGGCUGUCAACGGCGUGCUGGCGGCGCUGGCGCCGCGUGGGGGGAGGAAGAGCAUCAAGGGCGCGUCGUAUCCGCGGCCGUUGAGCGUUGAGAAGUUUACGCGCACGAUGGAUGCGUUUCAGGCGUUUAUUCGGGCUGUGCCGUCGGCGUCGCGCAGCUUGGUCAAUUUUGAGAAUAUGAAUCCGGAUAAGAUCUGCGAGCGCGGGGUGGACGAGAUGGCCAUGCCGCACCGUAGCGGGAGGCUGCAGUGUGCCGUCAUGUGUGUUUGGGAGAGCGAAGAGGAUGAUGCGGUUGUGAGGCAGUGGGGUCGGGAGAUCGCGGCUAUCAUCAGUGAGCCUGGCGAGGCUGAUGAAGGGAAGGAGAAUUUCGAAUACGUCAAUUAUGAUGGAAUGGGUUCUGGUCCGGAGAAGGUGUACGGUCCAAACUACAAGCGGCUUACCCAGCUGAAGGCCAAAUACGAUCCCACCAAUGUUUUCAAAAAGAACGUCGAGAUCAAGCCUGCGGUUUGA